AUGGAGCUGGAAAACAUCGUUGCCAACACCGUUUUGCUGAAAGCCAGGGAAGGGAAACGCAAAGGCAAAAGCAAAAAGUGGAAGGAAAUCCUGAAAUUCCCUCACAUUAGCCAGUGUGAAGAUCUCCGAAGAACAAUAGAGAGAGAUUACUGCAGCAUAUGUGAAAAGCAGCCUAUUGGAAGGCUUCUCUUUCGGCAGUUCUGUGAAACUCGGCCCGAGCUCGAGUGCUGCAUUAGGUUCCUUGACUCGGUGGCAGAAUAUGAAAUUGCUCCAGAUGAAAAGCUGGGAGAGAAAGGAAAGGAAAUCAUGAUGAAAUACCUCACCCCAGAGUCUCCAGCCUGUGUUCCCGAAGUCAGUCAAGAACUUAUCCAGCAGACAGAGGAGAAACUCAAAAACAGCCCCUGCAAAGAGCUGUUCUCUCCCUGUACAAAAUCUGUCCUUGACCACCUCAGUGGGGAACCAUUCCAAGAGUACCUAAACAGCAUGUACUUCGACAGGUUUCUCCAGUGGAAGUGGUUGGAAAGGCAACCAGUAACAAAAAACACGUUCCGGCAGUACAGGGUACUGGGGAAAGGCGGCUUUGGGGAGGUCUGCGCCUGCCAAGUGCGAGCCACGGGGAAGAUGUACGCCUGCAAGAGAUUAGAGAAGAAGAGGAUAAAGAAGAGGAAAGGCGAAUCCAUGGCGCUCAAUGAGAAGCAGAUUUUAGAAAAAGUCAAUAGUCAGUUUGUAGUCAAUUUAGCCUAUGCCUAUGAAACAAAGGAUGCACUGUGUUUAGUUCUGACCAUAAUGAACGGAGGUGACCUGAAGUUUCAUAUCUACAACAUGGGAAACCCAGGCUUCGAGGAGGAAAGAGCUUUGUUUUAUGCAGCAGAGAUUCUUUGUGGUUUGGAAGACCUACACAGAGAAAAUACUGUGUACAGAGAUCUGAAGCCAGAAAAUAUCCUGCUGGAUGAUUAUGGACAUAUUAGAAUAUCUGAUUUGGGUCUAGCUGUUAAAAUCCCCGAAGGUGAAUCAAUCCGUGGAAGAGUAGGAACAGUAGGGUAUAUGGCUCCAGAGGUGUUGAACAACCAGAGAUACACACUCAGCCCUGACUACUGGGGGUUAGGCUGUCUCAUUUAUGAAAUGAUUGCUGGGCAAUCGCCGUUCCGUGGAAGGAAAGAAAAGGUGAAGAGGGAAGAAGUGGACAGAAGAGUGCUGGAGACAGAGGAGGUGUACUCCCAUAAGUUCUCUGAGGAGGCCAAGUCCAUCUGUAAAAUGCUCCUCACCAAAGACGUGAAGCAGCGGCUGGGAUGUCAAGGGGAGGGUGCAGCAGAAGUGAAGAGACACCCCUUUUUCAAGAGCAUGAACUUCAAGCGGUUAGAAGCAGGAAUGCUGGAUCCUCCCUUUGUGCCUGAUCCCAGAGCAGUGUACUGCAAGGAUGUGUUAGAUAUUGAGCAAUUCUCCACAGUGAAAGGAGUUAACCUGGACCAAACAGAUGACGAUUUCUAUUCCAAGUUUUCCACAGGAUCGGUGUCUAUUCCAUGGCAAAAUGAGAUGAUAGAAACAGAGUGCUUUAAGGAGCUGAAUGUAUUUGGACCAAAUGGUACUAUUUCACCAGACCUAAACAAAAGCUACCCCCCAGAGCCACCCAAGAAAGGAUUGCUACAGAGAAUAUUUAAGCGACAGGUGAGAUCUUUUAUGACUUAACACCAGGAAACUCCUGUAGAUGCCUGGUUUCACAGCCCUGUUCUGGUGAUAUUUCUGCUAGGAGAAAGGCAGUGCAUCUUGGACAGGGCUGGCUCUCACAUUUAACUCCAUGUCCCAAGUUUUUCAUCUACCUUGUGUGAUUUUUUCUUGCCACCAGCAGUUCCAGUUAAAAACUUCUUGCCCAACCUAUUUUUGAUGUGGUGUGCUGAAAUGCCUUUUGAAACUGUUCCGUGGUUUUGAGAAGUUUCUUGUAAAAAUCCUUGAUUUAUGUGGUUAAAAAAAUAAAAUAAAAAAAUAAAUUUUAAAAAAUUAAAUUAAAAAAAGGAAAAUGUGCAUUUUUGAGGGAGGUAGUUGUGGCAGGAAACCAAGACAAUAAAGAAGAGAGCAACCCAGAUAAAACAUUAUGUGUAGCUUUUGUGAGGCACCAUGGAACCCCUUGCAAA
Cinclus cinclus is the source of this 2129-nucleotide messenger RNA. RefSeq names its product G protein-coupled receptor kinase 5 (gene GRK5). Bases 1 to 1686 code for a protein of 561 amino acids. The record is from RefSeq and is a predicted model, not a curated record. Gene Ontology annotation, molecular function: G protein-coupled receptor kinase activity; ATP binding. Gene Ontology annotation, biological process: signal transduction; protein phosphorylation; regulation of signal transduction. NCBI's taxonomy places the organism in Eukaryota, Metazoa, Chordata, Aves, Passeriformes, Cinclidae. Gene Ontology annotation, cellular component: cytoplasm. The transcript has 15 exons.